Molecule: messenger RNA, 537 nt
Organism: Xenia sp. Carnegie-2017
Lineage: Eukaryota; Metazoa; Cnidaria; Anthozoa; Malacalcyonacea; Xeniidae
Exons: 3
Coding region: 1-501 (166 amino acids)
Source: RefSeq, a predicted model, not a curated record
AUGGCGGCGUCUCUAAGUAGAGAUAUUGUUGAAUAUCAUCUUAAAGGAAAGGUAAAAUGGCUUGAUGUACGACGUAAAGAACCAGAGAAGCGAGCCAAACCAGGCUAUUUAGAAAUUCGACGAUUGAACAAUAACUACGAAAUUUAUUGCGCUCAUUUAUAUAAUGGCAAUGGUCAAAUUAUAAGGAAAACAAGUAAAGUCUACAAGUUGGAUGUUUACAACUUGCACACAGUAAAUGUUGACCUCUCAGAAAAUGGUAAAAUGAAUUUGGAAUUCAAUAUGUAUGGAAAAAUUUGCUUUUGUUUGGAAAAUGGAAACAAUAAGGAUAUUAAAGAUUUCACAGCUGUUUUGCAUCGCAUCAAGUGUGAAACUGUGUCAAAAGAAGCUAGUGGUAAUUUGAAAAUUCAACAUUUUUUGAAAGGUGUCAAGCCUGGGAAUUUGUCUCGUGAAUUUCAAACACCAGAAAAGGAAGAGUGUGUUGAAAUGUUUAAAGGUGUGUAGCUUUACAUGCAAAUGUUGUUUUGAUAAAAUUCUUCC